Messenger RNA from Lytechinus pictus (painted urchin), 4858 nucleotides. Its product is annotated as vang-like protein 2-B. Bases 99 to 1790 code for a protein of 563 amino acids. The transcript has 3 exons. Gene Ontology annotation, biological process: establishment of planar polarity; Wnt signaling pathway, planar cell polarity pathway; multicellular organism development. The record is from RefSeq and is a predicted model, not a curated record. NCBI's taxonomy places the organism in Eukaryota, Metazoa, Echinodermata, Echinoidea, Temnopleuroida, Toxopneustidae. Gene Ontology annotation, cellular component: plasma membrane.
AGAUGCAGAGAUAAUCAUUCAAACUGACGGUCACUGCCGUAUUCAUCAAGACUGACACGGGAUCGGGAACACCGCCCUCUGGAGCCAAAACAUUGAAAAUGGAUACCGACGGUGCUCCUGAAAAUGCUGAUGAUAAUGGGGGGUUCCCAGUUACUCCGCAGCCUCAGAACCAAAGUACAAGGAGCAGUAAGAGCUCGAAGAACAAAUACCGUGACCGGGACACGGACGAAGACAGCGAGCGUGGCCACAGGGGGCGACGUGGUCGGCGACAUCGAAACCGAGAGGAUUCAGAGAAUGAUGGAGAAAAUAGGAGACACAGCAAAAGACAUUCUCAUGUAGAACGAUCAGUAACCAUAGCAACGCACGGAGCUACAACCGACGAGGACAGAGAUGAGGUAAUCGAGGUGCAGAUCCUACCUCAAGAUGACAACUGGGGUGACAACACCACCGCCAUCACCGGCACGUCAGAUCGAUCGUCUAAUGAGGAUCUCUCUAGGCUGGCAAAGAGCAUGGAUUCAAGCAUCGGUUUUGACUGCACACGAUACUUUCCAAUCGUCCUCUUUGUCGUUUUAUCCCUCGUCGGUUUCGUCUCUCCGGUAGCGUUUGUGGUGAUUCCGCCACUUCUAUGGGAACCUGGCGAUUGCGGCAUCCACUGCGAUGGACUCUUCAUCAGCAUGGCUUUCAAAUUAGUCAUCCUUGCAGUCGGAAGCUGGGCGCUGUUCUUCCGCAAACCCAGAUCAACGAUGCCGCGAGUCUACCUCUACCGCCUUGUCAUGAUGGUGGCCAUCUUUGUGCUGCUCCUGGCAUACUGGCUCUUCUUCAUCAUGCGCGUUGUGUUGCCACAAGACACCAACUACGCCGCGAUUGUCUCGUAUGCAGUGUCAUUGGCCGAUGCUUUGCUCUUCAUGCAUUAUAUAGCAGUAAUAAUGUUUGAGUUGCGGCAUCUCCAGCCUGUGUAUAUGCUGAAGGUUGUUCGCUCACCAGAUGGUAUGAGUCGUUACUACUCGAUAGGUCAGCUUAGCAUCCAGCGCAGCGCAGCUCAUGUCUUAGAACACUAUUAUCGUGACUUUCAAAUUUACAAUUCUCACCUUCUUCGUGUGCCAACAACAUCGCGUGUGGCCCAGAAGCUAAGUAACUUUAAGUUUUAUGAUGUGGACGGUGGCGGGGGCAAUGAUAACGUCACCGGUCAUUCACGGGCAAUUAUGACCACUGCUGCGCAUCGGCGUGAUCAGAGCAGGAAUGAGAGGUUCUACGAAGAGCAGGAGUAUGAGAGGCGUGUCAAAAAGCGCAAGGCAAGGUUGCUCGUCGCGGCGGAAGAAGCCUUCACGCACAUCAAGCGUGUCCAUGAAGACACGCAUCCAGGCAAUCAUGCAAUGGAUCCAACAGAAGCAGCGCAGUCUAUCUUUCCAUCGCUAGCCCGCCCUCUACAGAAAUACCUACGCAUCACUCGACAGCAACCGAGAUGGCCAAUGGACGCUGUCAUGGAUCAUCUUGCUGUCUGUAUCAGCUACAAUCUGGCUCCACGAUCCUUCCUGGAGACCUUCUUUCAACCUGGUCCCAACGUUCUUUUAUCGGAACACCAUCACAACCCUGUCCAAGGUUGGGAACUGGUUUCUGACACCCAGGUGAAUGGCACCCUCAAGGAGGGAACAACCUUUCAACUCAGACAGGGUGAGGUCCUGCUCCAGGUAUUUGUCAUGAAGAUACCUCACUAUAAGAUCAGAGAAGAAGUCUUUGACUACAAGAAGAAUCGCUUCGCGCUGCGCCUUCAGUCUGAGACAUCAGUCUGAUCUAAAAACCUUGAAGAUGCUGCUUUAGAAACCCUGACAAGGUAAACAGUAUGGACGAAGUCAGUCAUUGUUGUAAUGGUCGUCGAUGUCUUUAAAGUAUUUUAUCUGCUUCAGUGUAUGUGUGUCAUGGUAUCGACAGAAGAAGUGACAGUUACCAAUUCCUUAUCCACAUUAUGUCCACUGAUAAGUACCUUGAAGAACUCUCAGCAAUUCUCCUGGGAGCAUUUCAUGAAACAAUAGUGAUUCUCACUGAACUGUUAUAAGCUAUUGAAAUCCUUGCAUCUGAUUGGCUGAGAACAAAUCAGUCAGUGAAGAUCACUAAGUAUGACAUAGUUCCUGCUAAAAGCUGUAGCUUUAGAAUGGCCCAGGGCUCCGUAACACAAAGGUGUGCUAUGAAUUGCAAGUAUGAAAGAACCGCAUUGAUUGGUUCCCGGUCAGUAUUUUAAACAGAGUGCGCGUGCAGCGACGAUCUUGAUUGGUCAUUGGUAUUUCCUAUUGAUUACAAACCUUUAUGUUAUGGAGCCCAGGUCUGUGCUAGGGUAUUAUACUUUGAGUACUGACUUUAAUAGAGGGUACAUGAAUAUGUAAAGUGGGCUGAGAUGUCAACCAAAAUUGUGGUGUGUCUGUGACCAUAUUUGUGUCAUGGUGUACAUGUAUAUCUAGAUCAAUCUUGUCACUUUAAAAUUUCACACAUUCAAGGGAGUCGUGUCCUGGGUGACCUUCCAGUGUGACCUUUGGACUAACGGCUGUGCAUGUGGCUACAUGGAACACGGAAUUUGAUUUGAUUUAUUUUCACCCUUGUACAUGUACUAUGGUCAAGCAGCAAGCCAGCAGAGCCUACUAUUAUGUUUCUUCAGGGGAAGGAUCAUGCUUUCAAAUGUUCAUUACUUUUCUCUUCUCCUUCUCCCCCUCCAGUACUUGUGUUAUACUGGCUUCCUUGGUACAUAAUUCAGCAUGUGUUUAUUUAUUUGAUUUUCCAGUCAAGCAAUGGUUUUUAACCCACUAAGGAACACUUCCAGUGGUGUAUCUGAAAAGGGGGAGUGGGAUGUGCGCUAUUCAUAUUCAAUUUAAGUGCUGCCUUGUAAAAAAAUUGUAUUCAGAAUGAUAUUUCUUGAAAUCUUAAAGAUACUUGUGCACAUUAUUUCAUGCAUCCUAGUGAUGUGUUUUUAGUGGACAUCACAAAUUUUGAGGUAAUCUAGUAGAUGUACAUUACACGUAUUGGUUAUGUACUUACCGCUGUUCAUGUGGGAUCUUUAUCGUAGCAUGGUGAGUCAUCCUUCACUGUAUAUAAUUCAUCAAGUGUAUUGUUCUAAUUGGUCUGUGUGCACAAAAACAUUGCUCUUCGUCAUCUUCUAUUUAUUGGAUUCACUUUACAAAAGUUAAGGUUCUGUCACAUCGUUCAUUGCAAACCUUGCCUGUGACUUGCAGAUGGCAAAUUUUGUUGCCUGCAGGUUGCCUGCAUUGACAGUAUCUCGCACGCAGUUGCCCGCAGAAGCGCACGCAAGUUUGAUUUGCACGCAGAAAAGUUUUGAACAUGCUCAAAACUUUGUUGUGUGAGAGUUGCCUCACCCGCAAGGCUUCUGGAACAAUGUGUCAGGGCCUUAAGAACAUGUGUUUCACACUUGAAAUCCCUCAAGCUCAUUUUCAUUGCUAAUCCUCAUGUUUCGUCUUAGACAAAACAAUGGGGAUAUGUUUUAAGAGCCACUGUGACACAUCUUAUUUCUACUAGUAUUCAAUGGGAUCCCUGUUAAAGAUGAAUAGCUAUGAAACCUUUCUGACAUAAUAGACCCUGCUUUGACUCCUCCAAACACUAAGAAUUUUUGCCAAAAUUGUAUGCAGUGCCAUAUCUUCUCUCUCUAAUGAGAUAUUCAUGAAAAAGACAAAAGGAUUAAGAAUUCAUUGAAGUUUUAUCCACUCUUACUGAUCCUUUUCUUCUUAUUUCUUGACAAAAUUGAUAUUUCACCAAGAUAUUUGCAUUGCUUUGCCAACCUAAUUAGUGUCUAUUAAAGUUGACAACUGGCAUUCCAUAAACAUGUGAUCUAAAGACUAAUGCAAGCAAGUUAAUCCAGUGAUAACUCAAUCAGUGCUACGAGUAUGGGAAUAGCACCUUUUGUGUUUGUAGUCUUGGCCGUUGGCACAACGCUUCUUAUUUCUGAGGUGCUUUAAUACUUGUAAGCAAUUAAAAACUUAGCUAUGAUUGUAGAUCAAAUUGUUGCUAGUGAGUGCAUUUACCACAAUGCACAAAUCAAUUUGUAAAAUCAGUCAUACAUUUAAUGCUUAGUUUUGUAUUUUUUAGACCUAGUAAUUUGGAAGUACAUCCCACUUUCCAGCUAGUCUUGUCACCAGGCUUCAUGAUAAUGCACAACCUUGAUAAUAGACCAGUUCGUAGUUACUUCAUGGACAAUUUUGAUCAAAUGACCUUUCAUUUCUUUCAUUAUGAUAGGCAGAUUUCAAAGCAAGAUAUUACGUUAACAUGUCUUACAUAGCAGGAUGAAGAAAUUGAAUGGACCAGGUGACUAGAAUAGCACACCAAUGAAAACUUUAUGAAGGUACUUGUUGCAUUCCUACUUUGAAUGCAUAUCAUAGCAUGUUGCACAAUGUACUUGGCAAACUGUGAAAUACCAGUCGUUCGUGGACGCAUUGUUGUUGUUUUUUGGAUGUAAAGGAAAAACACAAUUCAAAAGAAUAUAUGAAUAAUCAAGACAUCAAAGUUGGUGCUUAUCUCAUUAGAUUUUAAACCAUCAUGUCACUUUAGUACAAAUGACCUUCCUCUGAUCAUGCGCAAAAUCGUUUGAUCAUGCGCAGAAAGGAACUACGAACUGGCUUAUUUAUAAUUCAUGACACUUUUUUUUUUCACUUUAUAGGUAGGUCCAGACUAUAACUAAGAUUUGUUGUGUACUUUUGAAGGUCACAUUUCAACAUAGGAAAACAACGUUUCAGAUCCUCAUCAUAGAUAACUUGGCGUAUUUAUUGACAUUUUGCAAAACAAUUAGCAAUUGGUUGUUUGUAUUACGGUACUGUUCUGUGGAAAGGUAUCUUUAAUCUUGUAGUACUUGUACUAUUUUUUU